AUGUCUUCUUACGCUGAUGCAGCUGCUUCUUCAGGACCAAUUGGUGCCGAAAAAUUACCAAACCCACCUCAAGUAAAGUCCACUACUAACCCUCAUGGUAAUGUUGAAACAUUACCAGAGGAAGAAUUCAAUAAAUUGAAAAAAGAAAGUCAAGAAGAACUUAAAAAACUGAAGAAGGUUGCUAACGAAGCAGUUGGUGAUUUUAGAAAAGAAUUGGAUGAAAUUGAACGUCAAGGAGAAUCAUAUUGUAACAAAUUUAUAAAGUAUGUUAAAGAUACUUAUAAUGACUUGAGUAGUAAAGUUCAAACUACUAGUUCUAAAUCAAUUGUUGAAGAAAUCAAAAAUCCAGUUGUUAUUACUCAAGCUUUAGUUGGAUUAGGUGGAUUAGUAGCUGGUUACUUUACUUAUUUAGAAAGACAUCGCAUUAAAUCAGAAAAUAAGAUUGUCCUUGCCACCCAUGCUUCAAUUAUAACUGGGUUAAUAUUAGUUGACGGAUAUUUAUUCAAAACUUAUUAUCCAAAAUAUAAAAAAAAUUAA
Hyphopichia burtonii NRRL Y-1933 is the source of this 537-nucleotide messenger RNA. RefSeq lists its product as uncharacterized. The coding region runs from base 1 to 537 and encodes 178 amino acids. Lineage: Eukaryota; Fungi; Ascomycota; Pichiomycetes; Serinales; Debaryomycetaceae. The transcript has a single exon. The record is from RefSeq and is a predicted model, not a curated record. Gene Ontology annotation, molecular function: nascent polypeptide-associated complex binding. Gene Ontology annotation, cellular component: mitochondrial outer membrane.